GCUAUAUAAGAGUGUUUGCUAACCGCUUGUAUGGACAUUCAGUAUUUUAUCAACAGCGAUAUUCUCUUCAGUAUAUCUACUGUAUUCCAUUUCACAAUCACGUCUACACACAAUCUACCAGCCAGAUAUAUCAAACCACCAGCCAUCAUCAUGUCUACCCAUCGAUUGACUGAGCACAACCUCUUCAUCCAUGACCAAACCAUCGAUAUCAAGCAGGACCCCAAACGGACCUCCAACCGAAUGCAGGACCAUGGACAGAAUCAAAACCAGAACCAGAAGCAAAUACCUUCCUGGCUCAUAACUCUCAUAUCAUCCGAACACAUGCACAAGCUCAACUCUCAGUUGGCUCUCAACCUCUCCAAACUUCCUUCAACCACCACCAGCAAUAGCACCCCCAAUACCACAAAAGGCACGGACAUAGACAUCGACGCAGACAUCCAACACAUCACAAACGUCCUCUCAUCUCUUCCACCUCACGACCCUAUCUGCUCCAGAUUCAAGCUGCUGGAAGAUAUCCUCAGUACACAAGCACACAGCCGCCAGGAGAACCUUAGCUCAAACCCAAUCCCUCUAGAACGCUUCCUCACGCCCGGAUACAGUGAUCCGUACUACAUUGUGGAGAGGGCGUUAGAGGAGCUGGGCAUCCCGUUUGGGAAUCUGGAGAGUGGUGAGAUACGAAGAAACAUGGCCAGGGAGAAUGUUGAUGCUGUGAGGGAGGCUACGAUGGGGAUGGAGGCGAAUAGUGUGUGUGAGGGGAGGGUUGGUAGGACUAUCUAGUUGGUUGGUUGGUCUUGACUGGGUCAGACGAAGUGUUUCUUUCAUUUGUUCAAUGAUUGAGGGGGGUAUGGUUGCUUGAAUGAGUUAGGGUUUUCAUAUUCUGGAUAGAUGGAGUUCUUUGCAUACGUACAUACUCUGGGAGUAUAGAAAAUGACUGAAUGAGACAUACUUUGCUUUGAUG
Messenger RNA from Aspergillus welwitschiae, 958 nucleotides. RefSeq lists its product as uncharacterized. Bases 31 to 777 code for a protein of 248 amino acids. NCBI's taxonomy places the organism in Eukaryota, Fungi, Ascomycota, Eurotiomycetes, Eurotiales, Aspergillaceae. The transcript has 2 exons. The record is from RefSeq and is a predicted model, not a curated record.